This is a messenger RNA of Arachis duranensis, 600 nucleotides long. RefSeq lists its product as uncharacterized. The transcript has 2 exons. The record is from RefSeq and is a predicted model, not a curated record. Bases 1 to 600 code for a protein of 199 amino acids. Lineage: Eukaryota; Viridiplantae; Streptophyta; Magnoliopsida; Fabales; Fabaceae.
AUGGCGCAGAGUCGUCAAAAGAAUUAUGCCGAUCAGAGGUGGAAGCCCUUAGAAUUUGAGGAAGGAGACCAUGUUUUCCUUAAGGUUACUCCGACUACGGGAGUAGGUAGGGUGAUUAAGGCAAGGAAGUUGAAUCCUAGAUACAUUGGUCCAUUUCAGAUCCUGGAGAGGAUUGGACCGGUGGCGUAUCGGAUGGCUCUACCACCUCAUCUUUCGAAUCUGCACGACGUGUUUCACGUGUCGCAGCUUCGGAAGUACACCCCUGAUGCUAGCCAUGUGUUAGAACCUGAGUCAGUUCAGUUAAGGGAAGAUUUGACGCUUCCAGUGGCUCCAGUCAGAAUUGAUGAUACUAGUAUCAAACGGUUGCGUGGAAAAGAGGUUUCAUUAGUCAAAGUGGCAUGGAGUCGAGGCGGCGUUGAGGAACACACUUGGGAACUUGAGUCAGAGAUGCGAACGGAUUAUCCGCAUUUAUUCUCAGCAGCUGGUAAGGUUGGCUCGAAAGUUGUUACCUCAGCAAACUUUAAUGCUACCAUCACUCCAGCAUCUACCACUGCCUCUUCCAGGAUAUCAAGCUCUAAAACACUUGCCUCAGAGGGCUGA